This is a messenger RNA of Carcharodon carcharias (great white shark), 4363 nucleotides long. Its product is annotated as coiled-coil domain-containing protein 9-like. The transcript is spliced from 17 exons. The record is from RefSeq and is a predicted model, not a curated record. Bases 179 to 2332 code for a protein of 717 amino acids. Lineage: Eukaryota; Metazoa; Chordata; Chondrichthyes; Lamniformes; Lamnidae.
GGCUGUCGUCAAGGUCGGGUGUACAACAAACAGCCAAGCUCCAUCCUGUCCCAAAUGAAGAUGGCUAUCUAUUGGCACAAUAAGCAAAAAUCAAUGGAUUUCCUCUUCAUUGCAAGCAAUACGGGUGGAGUUUGGAAAUAAGGAGGGAGAAGUUUGAAGGACACAUGCAGAGUGCAAAAUGAUGGAUGCAGCAGUGGAUGUAAUUUUAAAGACGAAGGAAGAGAAGGAUGCGGAACUAGAUAAAAAGAUAGAAGCUUUGCGGAAAAAGAAUGAAGUACUUAUGAAAAGAUAUCAGGAAAUUGAAGAAGACAAAAAAAGGGCAGAACUGGAGGGAAUGGCUGUCACCACUCGAAAAAACAGACCCGAAAAUCUCACCAUCACUAUUACAAAAGCCCCAAAUGAAAAGAGGGUGGUAAGUGAGAAACGGGUUUUUGGUGGAGCGAGCAAUCUUCGAGGUUGUGAAACAGAUGCAGGUCAAAGAUUCUCUGUAGGAAGAGGACAAAGACUUCGAAAAUUUGUUGUGGAGGAAAGCAAAGCAAAGGAGUGGGAGGAAAGGAGAAAGCAAAACAUUGAAAAGAUGAAUGAAGAAAUGGAAAAAAUAGCUGAAUAUGAACGUAGCCAACAGGAAGGAAAAGUUGACAAGAAUCCAGUUAGAAAUUUCUUGGAUGACCGUCGGCGUUCAGGUCCCUUACCAGAUGGGGAUAAGCGAGUGGUCAAUCGGCGUAAUAUUCGCAACUGGGGUGGCCCGGACUUUGAGAUGGUAAAGUCUGGUAUAGAAAAGAAGCGUUGGGAAAAAGGGUGGCAGGAGGGUGGGCUGCCUGCUCAGAAAGGCACUGUGGACAUGACUUUAUUGAUGACAGGGCGGGAGAGAGCAGAGUACGUCCGCUGGAAGAAAGAACGGGAGCAGAUAGAUCAGGAGAGACUAGCACGUCACAAGAACUCCAAAGGAGAGUGGAAAAGAGCAUGGGAUGCAAACAAAACUGAGGACAUGAGAAGGUGGUGCAGGACAAGAGGCAGCAGGAAAUGUCCAGAGUGGGAGAGGUUUCGAGAAGAUUUUGCAGUGGAAAAUGAGCUUGGCUUUCAUAAAAAAAAAGGUGGAAGAAACACAAGGAAAUGCAGUGUACGAUUUCAGCAUUAUGAUACACGAGAUGAUGGAAAUCAUUCCGACAAGACCAAAGAAGUGUUUCCGUGGUCUGAAGCUACAGAUAGCAGUAAAUCAAAGGGCAAAGACAGACUGACUGGAAGAGCCAGAAGCUUUAACAGAUUGGAUAUAAAAGACAAGAUUGAAAUACAAAGAGACACUGGAGAACAAUGGGUGGAGACAGUCACAGAAGAACAUAAGAAGCAAAAGGUAAAUGAAGAUGAAGAAUUGUGGAGGAAUGCUGAUUUAGAUGUGGUCAUGUUUGAUUGGCAGGAAGCUGAAGAAGGCAUUGAUGACUGGAUGAAUGGCGAAUGGGAAGCCGUUGAGAUACGUGACCCCCAGGCAAGCUCCUUCGAUCAUAAGGAAGUUCAUAGAGCUCUGGUGGAUGCUGAAGGGACUGUAAGCAAGCCAAGACCUUGUAGCAGUAAGUUGGGCAAUCUGUCAUUGGCCAAGGAGUUGAUGCAGAUCAGCCCUAUAUUGCGCCAUAAUAUUUCAGACAAAACUAAUUCUGAUUCCUCUUCAGAAAAUGGGGUUUCAGGUCAUGCUGUUCUCUCAGGGAGUGAUGUGCAGGACUUUGAAGAGUCAGGAAAUGUGCUAAAAUAUUGUUCAUCUUCAGACACAUGUAAACUGAGUAAAUCAGUAUUGGCUGCCUUCAAUGAGAUAUCGAACCAACUCAGUGCUACAGAGGAUCAUUUACCAUUAGAAGACAAAAAUCCGCUUGGACUUGAGUUGUCUGAUUGUCCUAACAUUCUGGAUGAUAAUUCUGCAGCACUGGAGAAAAAUGUAUCAGUUGCUGUUUGUGAUGAAGAAAGGAAGAAAUGUUAUUCAGCUGUUGAUAUUGCAACCAAAGGUUUGGCAAAGGGCAUGAAAUUUCAGGAUCGGUUUGCAGAGGAAGCUACUGGGAAGUUGCAGUCAGCACUCAUAACGGAGAGUGCGGAAACUUUGCAGAGUGAACAGGAAACCAGUGCCCCUGCUUGCAAAGUUGGAAAUGGUUAUUCUGGGCUUCAUCCAGAGAAGUAUCAAGAGGAACUGUCUGAAGAAAACCUAAGAAAUGACAUUGAUUUUAAGGAUGGUGAAGAGGCAUCUGGCGAUUCAGCCGUUGAUUUGAAACCAAGCACAAAGAUUUUACCCGAUGCUGCCAUUUUAGACAUUACCAAUACUAUAAUUGGGAUGAUGAUUAAAGAAAAAUGAAGUAAAUGCCAAACUGAUGGUCUCAUAUAAUCAAGAUAUCAAGAUUCUCUGCCUCUUGAGUGCACUGCUCACAUCUGUAAUUUAUUGAUAGUGUCUUUCUUGCAGUGUAUAAGCUAUAGGCUUCAUAGUAUACAAAUAACAUACAAAAUUAGAAACUUUAUACUAACUGAGGCCUAAACAUGUUUAUUAAUUACUAACCAAAAUUGCAAUAUUAAUUUCACUUUAUUUGCUUUUCUGUAAUUUUAUUUGUUGCAAUUACAGCAUAUUUAAGCACUUUAUUUCUACUAUAUAGUUAAUUUUAUUUGAAUUUUAUGAGAAUGUGGUGUAUUUCGCGUGUUGGUUGCAGAAUAGGUGCCAUAGGUAAUGGAUUCAACUUUAGAAUUAAAUUGGUCUCUAUGAGUGUGAUUUAAUUUAGGACACUGGAUUUAACAUGCAUAUUUUCAAAUUUUUGGCUUCAAUAAAGGGACACAAAGGUUUCAACAAUAUGCUCCUGGACAACAUUGAUGUGAAUCGUGAUAUGCAUUGCUGUUAUAUUUAUGCUUUGUGAACAAAGUUAGAUUAGAACACAAAAUUUGUCCCUGGGAGAAAAUACAGAACAAAACAUUUAAUCUGACAUGCAUAAUGUAAAGAAAACUAACUUAAGUGCUCUUCAGUUAGAAUAUAAACAGACUUUUUAAGGGUCACAGUAAAAUUAGCAUGGGCUGGUCUCAGUCCAAUUUCCAGUCAGCCCUGCUCAAAUCUGACACAUGUUUGUGACAAAUUUGCCAGUUUAGCUCAGACGGAAAGUGUGUAUUGGGAAAUGAAAUAACUCCAUACUCAGAGAGUAAAGUCUUCAGAAGUCAGGGCUGGUAAUGUACUGGCAAGGCAGCCUAUAAGGGAUUGCUGCACUGAAUAUGAUUCCUCCAUUUUAUCUAAUUUAAUACCACAUUGGAGUGCUCUUCCUCUUGCCUUUUCAAGUGGCAGCCCACUGCCCUCCGUUUUUAAAUCCUUCUUCCAAGUUUACAAUCGUAUGCAUUUUGAGGAAUAAAACAAUUACACCUGAAGCAACAGUUACAUUGAUGCAAUCUAGUUGCUUCAUCAUAACCAGCAGUAUUAUGACCAAGCUGCAGGUUACAUUUGUUAAGUUUGUGUGUAGAAUACACUGACAUUAUUAAUGUGACUUGCAUCAUAGCAACUUUUGGGACAAAACAUCACAGAUUUAAAUGUUGGAGUAAGAAAUACCAGCUUUUGGCCAAACCCUCAAGCUUUCAACAGGUUGGUAUAAACAUUUGAAGUCUCGUCAUUCCAGCUGAAAAUUGUUACCAAUCAAUUUACUGAUCUAGCCAUUUCUAAUUCAGGAUUCUGGGAGAAUUGCUUUGAGGUCAAGAUAUAAACUCUCAAAGCAGUUGUGAAUUAGAUUUCAAAAUACAGGAUGUGGUCAUUAGAAAUUGAAAAUGUUGGCAUUCCCAGCAUUUUGCUCCUCACCUUAAUAAGUGAAUAACAGUUUUUUAAAUAAGUGAGCUUUUGUGUGAAUACAGUGGGUUGAUGAAGAUAUUUAGGGACUGCAAUCAUGCAGGAUUUCCAGCUUUCAUCUAUAAUGAUCAUUCUUCAAAAGCAGAAAGACUAAAUUUAUCUAAGUGAGCCUGUUCCAUAUUGAAGGUUGGAGUGAAAGUGGAGCCAGUAAUGCUACAUGAGAGAGGGAGGGAGAGAAUGUUUUUAGAUUCAGUAAUGUGCUAAAACAUUGGUAUGGCUCAGUGUUUAUAGACACCUUAUGUUUACACAUUUCAGUAGUGUGUAUUUGAUAUUUUAUUUGUAUUUACAGUUGAAUUCACAUUUCUGUUACUCAUGUCAUGUAACCAAAAAUUAAGAAAAGUGAGUCCAGGGAAACCACUCGUUACUGAUGUACAUGCUAGAGCAUGGUUUAGAAUUUAUAUAUUUAAAGCAAUUAAUAUCUGUGGCAGCCUUAGACUGGAUUGAAAGUUAGAAUGGUUUAUUUUGAAAGCUGAUUUAAAAUUCCGUGAAAUUAUUAAAACAAAAAUGUCUUGUGUUUAA